Manis javanica (Malayan pangolin) is the source of this 1569-nucleotide messenger RNA. RefSeq names its product GrpE like 1, mitochondrial (gene GRPEL1). Gene Ontology annotation, cellular component: PAM complex, Tim23 associated import motor. The record is from RefSeq and is a predicted model, not a curated record. Gene Ontology annotation, biological process: protein import into mitochondrial matrix; protein folding. Gene Ontology annotation, molecular function: protein-folding chaperone binding; protein homodimerization activity; adenyl-nucleotide exchange factor activity. NCBI's taxonomy places the organism in Eukaryota, Metazoa, Chordata, Mammalia, Pholidota, Manidae.
GAGGCCUGGCCCCCCGAGGGGGCGGGCCAGCGGCCUCCGCGCAUGCUUAGUGCGUACGCAGUGCCGGAGGCGGUGGAGUUAUGGCGGCUCGGUGCGUGAGGUUGGCGCGGUGCAGCCUCCCGGCUUUGGGAUUGUCUUUCAGGCCUUGUCCUCGUCUGUUGUGCACGGCUGCAAAGCAGAAGAACAGUGGCCAGAACCUGGAAGAGGACAUGGGUCAGAAUGAGCAGAAGACAGAUCUUUCCUCUACAGAGAAGAUACUCAUGGAAGAGAAGCUCAAGUUAGAAGAGCAGCUGAAGGAGACUGUGGAAAAAUACAAGCGAGCUUUGGCAGAUACUGAGAACUUGCGGCAGAGGAGCCAAAAAUUGGUGGAGGAGGCAAAGUUAUAUGGCAUUCAGAGCUUCUGCAAGGACUUGUUAGAGGUUGCAGACAUUUUGGAGAAGGCAACGCAGUGUGUCCCGGAAGAGGAGAUCAAGGACGAGAACCCGCACCUGAAGAGCCUCUACGAGGGGCUUGUAAUGACUGAAGUCCAGGUCCAGAAGGUGUUCGCGAAGCACGGCUUACUCAGGCUGAACCCCGUGGGCGCCAAGUUCGACCCUUACGAGCAUGAGGCCUUGUUCCACACGCCGGUUGAGGGGAAGGAGCCGGGCACAGUGGCGCUGGUCAGCAAGGUGGGGUACAAGCUGCAUGGGCGCACCCUCAGGCCCGCCCUGGUGGGGGUGGUGAAAGAAGCUUAGCUGCCUGGCAAGGGUUUGCUGGGUGUUCAUAAUCAACUUGCUUUAACUCUUAAAAGGCUGGUUCAUCUUUUCUCGUCUGACUACUUUUGACCUUUUCCCAAACCCCAUUGGAAAGCUUUAGUAACCAGUGGCCAAACAAAAUUAAGCUGGUUACACAUCUGUGUUAAUGAACUCUUAAUUUGGGAAUCUGAUCUAUUUUUAAAACGUGUUUAAGAGUUCCACAUACUCACAGAACAGGCUGACAGGACACUGCCGAGCCCUAGAGUAUCGCGAAUGGUGCUGUGUCCGCUCAGACUGGUGGCAUCGAAUAAAGGUCUUGAGGACUCCUGCUGCCUGGCUAGCUGGCACAGCAGCCCUGCCGUGUCUUCCGCACCUCCCCGUGGCACUCGGGCUCCUGGGUCGCCUGGCCCACUGCAUUUUCCAUUCAGGGAAGGAAAGGCAGGAGUAUAAACAUUUCUUAAAAAUGUUAUGAUGACCUUGGUGAAGAGUACGUGGGUUCAUUUGUGUUAGUUACAACCUAGCUGCUAAAAGUGACUGGCUUCUGGCUUUGCUUUUGAGAUGUGAAAUGAGCAUUUGGGCCUUAACGGUUCUUACCACAUUUUUUGCCAGUAACUGAGUUGGACAAAAUCAGUUACUUUUGCCCCAUUUUGUUUAUCUAUUUGUACAAACGUUUAAAUCUAUAUUCAGCUAGUACUCAUCUUGAAGGCAUCCUCCCUAGUUGAGGUGGACUUUCUCAAAAAUCUAAGGACUACAUGCUUGGUAUAUUUUUAAUGUUAAUGUUUAAUUUUUAAACUUAUUUAAGAGGAUUAAAGCCCUUCAUGUGUUUAUUUUUCUA